Molecule: messenger RNA, 1038 nt
Organism: Aspergillus terreus NIH2624
Lineage: Eukaryota; Fungi; Ascomycota; Eurotiomycetes; Eurotiales; Aspergillaceae
Gene: aspD
Product: septin aspD
Exons: 6
Coding region: 1-1038 (345 amino acids)
Biological process (GO): cytoskeleton-dependent cytokinesis
Cellular component (GO): cell division site; microtubule cytoskeleton; septin ring
Molecular function (GO): GTP binding; GTPase activity; molecular adaptor activity
Source: RefSeq, a predicted model, not a curated record
AUGGCAGCUGCUCCCGCGACAUCCGCCUCUCCGGCCACCGUUUUCCCUCGCAGCCAUGUCGGUUUCGACUCUAUCACCUCCCAGAUUGAGCGGAAGCUGUUGAAGCGUGGCUUCCAGUUUAAUGUUAUGGUUGUGGGCCAGACCGGUCUCGGAAAAUCGACUCUGAUCAAUACCAUCUUUGCUUCGCAUCUGAUCGACUCCAAGGGUCGUCUGACUCCCGACGAACCUGUCCGCUCCACCACCGAAAUCCAAGCGGUUUCCCAUAUCAUUGAGGAGAACGGCGUCCGUCUUCGGCUCAACAUCGUUGACACCCCGGGAUACGGUGACCAAGUCAACAAUGACAGAUGCUGGGACCCAAUUGUGAAGUACAUCAAGGAUCAGCACUCUGCGUACCUCCGGAAGGAGCUUACCGCUCAGCGUGAUCGCUAUAUCCAAGAUACCCGCAUUCACUGCUGCUUGUUCUUCAUUCAGCCGUCUGGCCAUGCCCUUAAGCCCAUUGACAUCGUUGUCCUGAAGAAGCUGUCUGAUGUUGUCAAUGUUGUUCCUGUCAUCGCCAAGUCCGAUUCGCUUACGCUCGAGGAGCGCCUGGCUUUCAAGGAGAGAAUCAAGGAGGAGUUUGCUUUCCACAACCUGAAGAUGUACCCCUACGACAACGACGAGCUGGACGACGAGGAGCGCGCUGUCAACGUUCAGAUCAAGGAUAUCAUUCCUUUUGCCGUUGUCGGCAGCGAGAGAACGAUCGUCGUCAACGGCCAGCAAGUCCGCGGCCGUCAGAACCGGUGGGGCGUGAUCAACGUGGAGGACGAGAACCACUGUGAAUUUGUCUAUCUCCGAAACUUCCUCACUCGCACCCACCUCCAGGACCUCAUCGAAACCACCAGCCAGAUCCACUACGAGACAUUCCGUGCCAAGCAGCUCCUUGCUCUGAAGGAGAGCAGUGCGGCCGGCAGCCACACCGGAGGUAGCCGACCCAUCAGCCCUUCGGCGGACCGGGAGCUCAGCCGUAACUCUCAACGCAUGACGAUGAAUGGCUAUUAA